Messenger RNA from Salpingoeca rosetta, 3300 nucleotides. RefSeq lists its product as uncharacterized. Lineage: Eukaryota; Choanoflagellata; Craspedida; Salpingoecidae. The transcript has a single exon. Bases 1 to 3300 code for a protein of 1099 amino acids. The record is from RefSeq and is a predicted model, not a curated record.
AUGACACGUCAGCGGCGUCGACGCGGCCGCGCUCGUGCACUGCCAAGGAUCGCCAAUCGCGCCCCCAGCGCUGCCACUGCCCCCAGUACUGCCCCCAGUACUGCCCCCAGCGCUGCCACUGCCCCCAGUACUGCCCCCAGCGCUGCCUCUUCCUUCAGCGCAAACCACGCGCCAGCCAACCCACAGCCACCGCCGCCGCCACAAGAGCAGCAGCAGCAGCAGCAGCAGCAGCAGCGCCAGCCGCUGCAUAUGGGUGGGCUUGAUCUCGCCGGAUGGACCCACGUGGCCAACACGCUGAUCAAGCAGGUUGGCGUGCCAGUAACGCGCGCACCGCUGAGCGGACCCACCGACCUGCGCAGCGUCAACAGCCUGCGCGCGUUCCUGCACCUCAUGUUCACCUGCCGCGCCCUGUACCAGGAGCUCCCGUGGUCUGUCCCCAAGUGGUGCCUGGAACAAGCCUUCUUCGGCUUUGCCUCGCUGGACUGGCUGGACGGGGCCUCGCCGCUGAACUUGGACUGGGGCGAGGUCUGCGACGGCAACAGCACCGGCGGAGCAUGGGAGGAAGAGCGGUUUGUGGCGUACUCGCGCAUGGGCAUCCGCUGGGACGGCCGCUGCCGCUUCCUGCACCGCAGAUGGACAUCGCAGGACAUGCUGCGCCAGUUUGCUGUGGUGGGCCGCGUCACCCUGCAGGGGCUCAACAGCACAGACGCCUGGGAAAUGUGCGCCAGCCAGGGAACUUUGGGCGCGCCACCCAGAGACGACAACACUGGCCAUGUUCAUCGUGAUGACAGCAACGACAACCGUGCUGAUGACGAUGAUGAUGAUGACGAUGGUGAUGACGACGGUGCCCAAGAGGCGCAGCCAACACAACAACAACAACAACAACAGCAGGGAGCGGAGCCGCCAGUCGUGGUCAUGCAUGCUCGCCCAGCCUCGUUCACGUUCCAAGCCGGGUACUUCCUUGACACGUUUGAUCAAUCCUUCCACGGCUUCCAGGACCUCGUGCGCCCGUCAAAGUGCGAGCGCCUGGAAGUGCUCAUGGAAACCGAGCGGUACGCGAACGGGUGGCACAUGAACGUCCGCGACGUGUCUGCCCUGAACAUCGCCUCCCACACCCCGCUCAACCGCAUGACGCUGGCAAACGUGGACAAGGUGGAGCUGCAGCUGUGCCCGGCCCAGCGGGCCUUUGGCGCGCUGCUUGCCAGCCAGGGCGUGAAGAGCGUCACGCUCAAGCCACUACAGGGCACGCGUGGGCCCGCGCACGAUUUUGACCUGCGCGACAUCCGCCGCGUGCCAGAUGUGCACCUGUUCAACCUGGGCUGCAUCACCGACCUCUCACCGCUCGGCGAUGCGGAGAAUGUCGUGCUGGACUACAUUCAGCACGCGCGCAGCCUCGCACCGCUGGCCAACGUGUCGCACAUCACGCUGCUGGAGUGCAACGGCCACACCCACAACCUCAUGCUCCACUGCGAUGGCAUCCGCACCUGGCGCCUCAGGGGCGUCACGGGCACACUCACCCUGCCGCGCGCCACAGCCGUGCGCCUCUCAGACAGCCUCGACUUUGCAGAGGUCGUGUGUGGCAGCAAGCACAUGGACGUGCUGCUGCUGGACAAGUGCACGGAGCUGCGCGCGGUGUCCCUGCCCAACUUGGAGGCCGCUUGCAGCGUGGACCUGAGAUGCUGCCGUCACAUCACCGAGCUCUCGGUCCCAGCCACCCGCAUCAACAGCGUUGACCUGACCAAGUGCAUGCGCCUCUCGUCCGUGCACUUGCCCAACCUGCAGCACCUGCGCUCGCUCAGCAUCGACUACUGCAAGGACCUCACCACCAUCACCUGCCCACGUCCGCUGCGGCUCAGCUUCCUCUGCCUGCAUGCAUGCAACAAGUUGCGCAACAUGAGCACCUUCUUUGAGCACGCCGACAUGGCCAUGCUCUUUGACAUGGACGUGUCCAACCCCGAAGUCAUGCGGCAGCUUGGCGCACGCGCCAGCGCCCUCCACUUUCGCGGCACCUGCAUCACCGACCUCGCCAUGCUCAAGCACGUGCCAACCACCACGCGGGUGCACGUGUUCAACUUUCGCGGGGCUGUCCGCACGCCGCCGCCGCCCUGCCUGCACGAGCUGCACAUGUCGGCCGAUGCCACCAGCGGGCGCAGUGGCGAGUGCAGCAUCGAGCACCUGCGCGGCGUGAAGAGGGUGCGCGUGCGUGGCAGCUCCACAAAGCUGACGGGGCUCAAGGCCAUUUGUGGGCACGAGGAGUUUAUGAUCAGCCAGUGCUCGCUCGCAGAUGCCACCAUCACCGACUGCAAGCGCGUUGUCUUCAACAAGUGCACGUCCGAUGUGCACCUCGCCACCAUUGAAUCGCUCGACAUCAACAAGAGCAACGUCAGGGUGAAGAGCAUGGUCAACGUGCAGUCCGUCAACAUGUACGGCUGCCGUGUUCGCAUUGCCUCCACCAACAACGUGGGCGUGCUCGCUCUCCACGACUGUGACAUUGCCAGCUUUGAAGCAUUUGCUGGCGUGCACACGCUGGUGCUGCGCAAGUGCAGGUUCGAUGCCGCCGCUGUGUGCACGCUGCCCCGGGUGCCUGUCGUCGUUCUGCAGCACUGCACCGACACGACCAACCAGCGAGAGUACACGACCCACAUCUUGCGUGCCGAGACAGCGCAGGAGCUGCAUGCUGCCGUUGGCUCACCGGACCGCCACCGGUCACGCACGACCGUGGUCACCCGCGACGCCGUCCAGCGCGCGGCAAAUGGGGUGUCACGCCUGUUUGGGCACUGCGGCACGCUCUCCCGCGAAAUGCGCCGUGUUGACGAUGAGCCGCUGUGGGCGAGCGGACCGGGCGUCCGGCGCUGGGCCAAUGGCGAUGACGGUGUUGACGACGACAUCGACCACAUUGUCAACGACCCUUACCUCGGCAUGAGUGACCUGUUCUUCCCCGACCCAGGCCACUUUAUGCACGACGAGGGCAGCGGAAACGGCGGAAACGGCGGAAACGGGAGCCGCCAGGACCGGGGCGGGCAGGGGCAGGGGGAGGUGCGGCAGCAAGCCGGCAACAGAGACCCAUACUUUGACUUUGAUGCGUUUGCAGGGUACGGUGUGACUGGGGCGCAAGAUUUUGUGCCGUGGUCCCCGAGCAUCUAUGAGGGCGGCACUGAUGCAAGCACAUACGUGCCGCCGUUCAUACCACCGGUCCCUGGUAUGGAGGGCCAGGUGAUGGUUGAGGACGCCUACGGGCAGGUCUUCAUGAUGAGUUUGGCAGAGGCGCUCCGCCGAGCCAACAACAUCCCGCCACAGUGA